AUGUCAUUACAGUUAGCAGAUGCUAAGGUUGCAGGGUUGAUUGACCAAACAACUGGAUCAUGGGAUCCCCACAUUUUAGCAGAUAUUUUUCAUCCAAAUGAUAUACCUAGAAUCCUAAGGAUCCCCAUCUCCCCGGGUUAUGAGGAUACUUGGUAUUGGUAUGGAGAUCCUAAUGGAUGCUACUCAGUGAAGAAUGGAUACAGGCUUAUAGUGGGCACCUAUAAUGCUAGCAUGGGUCUUGAUAAAUGGAACGCUCUAUGGCGACUCAAGAUACCACCAAAAUGGAAAAUGUUCCUAUGGAGAGCUAUGAACAAUAUAUUACCCACUAUUAAGAACUUGUUUAUAAAGAGGGUGGAAAUUGAUCCGACAUGCGCAAUGUGUGGUUUAAUGCAUGAGGAUAUAAUGCACUCAUUAGUGUUGUGUGACUAUGCAAAAGCCAUAUGGAGCCAAUCUAACCUUCCAAUCCCCCAAAUUGUGACAAAUGUUUUUUAUGAAUGGUUUGGAACAUUGUUAGAUGUUCUAGAUUCUGAUGUAAUAUUGUUUGCAGCUGCGAUACUAUACAAUAUUUGGAGGGCCCGGAACGAAGCGGUGUGGAAUGCUUAUCUACCAAUGCCCAAGAAAGUGUUAGCCACGGCCUUAGCCGUCAUGAAGGCAUGGCAGCGCCUACAUGCUACUGUCGACCAGCUGAAUGCUGUCCACCAACACCCCACGGUACCGCCGCAAGUUGUGUUACCAGCCAGCUCUGCCGUGUUAUUGCAACAACAGCCGCCACCUCAACAUGCCGAAGAUCAUCUACCCCAACCAAGGCGGUGUCCCAUCGAUGCAGGAUAUCACCCGUCGUCCAUGACGGCCACCGCUGGAGCAGUAUUGUUCACCCACACUGGCGACUAUGUAUCAGCGUUCUCUGCACCUCCGCAAAGUUGCUUCUCACCGCUUAUGGCGGAGGCUAUGGCGUGCAAAGAGCUACUAUCCAGACACGAUCCUAUCUUAGUUACGUCCUGGAAGACUGCAGAACCUAUUUAA
Molecule: messenger RNA, 1023 nt
Organism: Ipomoea nil (Japanese morning glory)
Lineage: Eukaryota; Viridiplantae; Streptophyta; Magnoliopsida; Solanales; Convolvulaceae
Exons: 2
Coding region: 1-1023 (340 amino acids)
Source: RefSeq, a predicted model, not a curated record